Molecule: messenger RNA, 3351 nt
Organism: Euleptes europaea (tarantolino)
Lineage: Eukaryota; Metazoa; Chordata; Lepidosauria; Squamata; Sphaerodactylidae
Gene: MSH3
Product: mutS homolog 3
Exons: 24
Coding region: 1-3276 (1091 amino acids)
Biological process (GO): somatic recombination of immunoglobulin gene segments; mitotic recombination; mismatch repair
Cellular component (GO): nucleus
Molecular function (GO): ATP binding; mismatched DNA binding; ATP-dependent DNA damage sensor activity
Source: RefSeq, a predicted model, not a curated record
AUGCCCCGGGGGCGAAGGAAGCAGGGCCCGAGUGGCGGGGCCCGAGGGCAAACAGUGCUGAGUAAAUUCUUCUUGCCGUCUCGGUCAGCCGGCUCUGCCUCCUCGGCUUUUCCUGCCGGCGCCCUCAUUCCCGCCGAGGAGAGAAGCGAGGGUGGCGCGGCGGCUUCUUCUCUGUGCACGGAUCCUGAACCAGUUGGGAAAAGGAGAAGAACUGUAAAAAACAAAGUCCAACCUUCAAAGAAUUUGCAGGGUAGACAAAAGAAAGAGGGAGCUGGGGAGCAAAGAAAAUGUACCAACCCUCGAAUAUGUUCAGAAACAUUUCAUAAAUUGCGAGAAUUUUCUAGUGACUUUGAACAGCCGAGUCAUAGAAUUCAUUCAGAGAUUUCUCAUGGAAUCCCACUUGUGGAUUUGAAAAAAGGUCAGCAGUCAGUGGUUGGAAACAUUGACAUCGAUAAGGAAAAAACACGCCUUCAAUUAAAUCAAUUUUCUUCAUCAAAUACAAGUUGUGAAAAUAUUCAAAAUACUUCUGAUGUGAUUUUCAAUAAAAGAACCAAAAGUAUAUAUACACCACUUGAGCUCCAGUUCCUAGAAAUGAAAAAUCAAUAUAAGGAUGUUAUUUUAUGUGUUGAGUGUGGUUAUAAGUACAGAUUCUUUGGUGAUGAUGCAGAGAUUGCUGCUAAGGAACUGAACAUCUAUUGUCAUCAGAAUCACAACCUUAUGACUGCCAGCAUACCAACUCACAGGCUGUUUGUUCAUGUUCGGCGACUUGUAGCAAAGGGAUAUAAGGUAGGAGUUGUAAAACAAAUGGAAACGGCUGCCUUGAAGGCUGCUGGAGAAAACAAAAGCUCUCUCUUCACCCGAAAACUAACUGCUUUGUAUACAAAGUCUACAGUUCUAGGAGAAGAUGUGAAUCCUUUACUGAAGCUUGAUCAUCUUUCCGAUGCUGAGGAUGUAUCAUCUGAUGCCUGUGAUAAUUACCUUCUCUGUAUCUGUGAAAGCAAAGAAAGUUUCAGGGAGAGAAAGCAGGACAGUACUAUAGGUAUAGUGGCUGUCCAGCCUAGUACAGGGGAAGUUAUUUUUGACAGCUUUCGGGACUCUAUAGCUCGUUUAGAGUUGGAAAGUCGGCUCUUACGCCUGCAGCCUGUUGAAGUUCUUCUUCCUGCUGAUGUGUCAAAUCAAACUGAAAAUCUUAUCAACACUGUGAGUUCUGUAAGUUUACAGGAUGACAGAAUUCGAAUAGAAAAAAUGGAAAACAAACAUUUUGAAUACAGCAGUGCUUUCCAGCUGAUUACAGAUUUUUAUGGCUGUCAAGAACAUGAUAGCACAGGCUCCCAAACGUUGUCAGUCAUCUUGAACUUGGAUAAGCCAGUGUUAUGCUCCUUGGCUGCUGUGAUAACUUAUCUUAAAGAAUUUAAUUUAGAGAAAAUACUGCGUAACCCUAAUAAUUUUAAGAAGUUAUCAAGUGAAGCUGAAUACAUGAAACUCAAUGGAACUACAUUAAAAAAUCUAGAAAUCCUACAGAACCAAACUGACAGGAAAACAAAAGGCAGCCUGUUUUGGGUCUUGGAUCAUACAAAAACUUCAUUUGGACGACGAAAACUGAAGAAAUGGGUGACACAGCCCCUUUUGAAAGCCAGUGAAAUUGAUUCUCGACUUGAUGCGGUAUCUGAGGUUCUCAUGUCCGAAUCAAGCAUCCUUGGUCAAGUUAAGACUCUCCUAUAUAAGGUGCCAGAUAUUGAGAGUGGACUCUGUAGUAUUUAUCAUAAAAAGUGUUCUGUUCAGGAGUUCUACCUGGUAGUCAGCGUACUGUCUCAGUUGGAUGCUGCUAUCACAGCACUGAUCCCAGCAAUACGUUCUCAGGUGAAAGCAUCUUUGUUGCAGAAGACGCUCUUUGAAAUUCCAGAAUUGCUCUGCUCAAUGAAAAGUUAUUUAAGUAUGCUUAAUGAAGAAGCAGCCAGAACUGGAGACAAGACCCAGCUCUUCAAUGAUCUAAAAACCUUCCCCACAAUAAAGAAGCGGAAGGGUGAAAUUGAAGCAGUAGUCCACCAGAUCCAGUUACACCUACCUGAUAUAAGAAAAAAGCUAAAUGGUCUUUCUGUGGAUUAUGUAACAGUAUCUGGGCAAGAGUUUCUGAUUGAAGUCAAGAACUCACUGAUAUCUUCCAUACCAACUGAUUGGAUUAAAGUUAGCAGCACAAAAACCGUCAGCCGUUUCCACACUCCAUUUGUUGUAGAAAAUUACAGACGUCUGAAUCAGCUGCGUGAGCAGCUAGUCUUUGACUGCAGUGCUGAAUGGUUACGCUUUUUAGAUCAUUUUAGUGAACAUUAUCACUCUGCCUCUAAAGCUGUGGAUCACCUAGCAACUGUGGAUUGUGUCUUUUCCUUGGCUGAGGUUGCUAAACAAGGGGACUAUUGCAGACCAGUCAUAAAAGAUGACAGAUCAGAGAUAAUGAUAAAAAAUGGGAAACACCCAGUGAUUGACUUGUUGUUAGGGGAGCAAGAGCAGUACGUUCCAAAUGAUACCUUCUUAUCGGAAGACAAGCAAAGGACAAUGAUAAUUACUGGACCUAAUAUGGGUGGAAAGAGCUCCUAUAUAAAACAAGUUGCGUUGAUAACAAUCAUGGCACAGAUUGGCUCUUAUGUACCAGCUGAGGAAGCAUCUGUUGGUAUUGUGGAUGGUGUAUUCACCAGAAUGGGUGGCACAGACAAUAUAUUCAAAGGUCACAGUACAUUUAUGGAAGAACUGAUAGAUACAGCUGAAAUAAUUAGAAAAUCAACUUCACGUUCACUUGUAAUUUUGGAUGAACUUGGGAGAGGAACCAGCACACAUGAUGGAAUUGCUAUUGCUUAUGCUACUCUAGAACAUUUUAUUAAAGAUGUGGGUUCACUGACGCUAUUUGUCACCCAUUAUCCCCCAGUGUGUGAACUAGAAAAGGUCUAUCCAAGUCAGACUGGGAAUUACCACAUGGCUUUUCUGAUAAAUGAAGAGGAUAGUGAAGAAGAAAAGGCAACUGAUCAUGAAGAAAAUCCUGGAUUUGUCACUUUCCUUUAUCAAACAUCAAGAGGAGCUGCCGCGAGGAGUUAUGGGCUAAACGUUGCUAGACUAGCAGAUGUUCCUGAUGAAAUUCUGAAAAAGGCAGCUCACAAAUCAAAAGAGCUGGAGAGAUUAAUGAAUAUGAAAAGGAAAAGGCUGAUGUCAUUUGCUAGACUAUGGAACGCUAAUGAUGCUAGAGAUCUGCAAAAAUGGAAAAGUGUGUUUGAAACAGAAAUUGAUUGAACCAGUGGCAAAAAUGAUAAUGCUUGCUGAAUGAAGACUGGAAUGACAUAGAAUGUUUAAAAUUGCCCAUACAAA